Messenger RNA from Solea senegalensis (Senegalese sole), 5186 nucleotides. RefSeq names its product high density lipoprotein binding protein b (gene hdlbpb). Lineage: Eukaryota; Metazoa; Chordata; Actinopteri; Pleuronectiformes; Soleidae. The record is from RefSeq and is a predicted model, not a curated record. Gene Ontology annotation, cellular component: cytoplasm; nucleus. Gene Ontology annotation, molecular function: mRNA binding. The transcript is spliced from 28 exons. The coding region runs from base 277 to 4077 and encodes 1266 amino acids.
GUUUUUUUGUUUACCUUGUACAGUAAACUUACAUUCUGUCUUCACAUUUAUUACAACUUUUUCUGGGCCAUUGAAUUUGUAAAAGUUUAAGGAGGGACAAUUGGAAGAGCAACAGAGCAAUGGGAGGGGACUGAGAAGGAGGAGAGUGAAUUGGACCCAAACUGUAUAAGGAGCUGAAACAAACACUCACACUGAAGCGCCUACGGUAGCCGCUAACUGGACGGACUCUCUGGCAAUUGACCUUUUGCAGUGGAAUAGCGGAAUAAGUCUUGAACCAUGAGCUCAGUGGCUGUGUUGACCCCGGAGAGCUUUGCGGAACAUCGCAGUGGCCUCAAGGACCAUGAGAUUACAGGCUGCGUCCCAGAGGAUGAAGCCUACAUCCCCACUUACCUGGAAGCCUUCCCUCCGCUGCCGGAGAAGGGAGCGCCAGGAGAGAAGGCUGGGGAACCGGCUUCAGCAUGGGGCAGCAAGAUCAGGCCCAUUAAAGCUUCUAUCAUCACCCAGGUGUUUCACGUGCCCCUGGAGGAGCGUCGCUACAAGGACAACAGCCAGUUCGGGGAGGGUGAAGAGGCCAAAGUGUGCUUGGAAAUCAUGCAGAGGACGGGGGCCCAUAUUGAGCUAUCCCUGGCUAAAGACCAGGGCCUGUCCAUCAUGGUCACCGGCAAACUGGACUCUGUCAUGAAGGCUCGCAAGGAAAUUGUGGCUCGACUGCAGACGCAGGCCUCAGCUACAGUUGCCAUCCCCAAGGAGCACCAUCGCUUUGUUAUCGGUAAGAACGGUGAGAAGCUGCAGGAGCUGGAGCUGAAGACGGCCACGAAGAUCGCUAUUCCACGUCCUGACGACCCGAGCGGCAACAUCCGCAUCACUGGCACAAAGGAGGGCAUCGAAAAAGCUCGACAUGAGAUUCUUCUCAUCUCUGCCGAACAGGACAAGCGUGCGGUGGAGCGUCUGUCCCUGGAGAAGGCCUUUCACCCCUUCAUCGCUGGCGCCCACAACCGGCUUGUGCAGGAGCUGAGCCAGGAGACAGGCGCCCGCAUCAGCAUCCCUCCUCCCAGUCUGCCCAAGGACGAGAUUGUUAUCACCGGUGAAAAGGAGGCUGUCGCCCUAGCGGUCAACCGCAUUCGAGCCAUCUAUGAUGACAAGAAGAGGAAGACCACCACCAUUUCUGUAGAGGUGAAGAAGUCACAGCAUAAGUACAUCAUUGGUCCAAAGGGCAACACCCUGCAGGAGAUCCUUGAGACCACGGGCGUGUCAGUGGAGAUGCCUCCUCUGGACUCUGGCUCAGAGACAAUCAUCCUCAGAGGGGAGCCCGACAAGCUGGGACCAGCACUAACACAGGUCUACGCCAAGGCGAAGAGUGUGAUGGUGGUGGAGGUUACCGCUCCAGCAUGGCUACAUCGUUUCAUCAUUGGCAAAAAAGGACAGAACAUCGGGCGAAUCACACAGCAGCUACCGCGGGUUCACAUUGAAUUUACGGAUGGUGAGGAGCGCAUCAGUCUGGAGGGCCCGACAGAGGAGGUGGAGCUGGCUCAGGCUCAGAUACAGGAGAUCAUCAAGGACCUGCUGGUGAGGAUGGACUAUACUGAAGUCAUCAUAGACCAGCGAUUCCACAGACACCUCAUUGGAAAGAACGGAGCCAACAUAAAUCGGAUCAAGGAGCAGUACAAAGUGUCAGUACGAAUCCCCCAGGACUCCGAACGAAGUGGUCUGGUCCGAAUCGAAGGGGACCCAAAAGGAGUGCAGCUAGCACGCAGAGAACUCAUUGAGAUGGUCCAGAGGAUGGAAAACGAACGCACCAAAGACAUGAUAGUGGAGCAGAAGUUCCAUCGUACAAUAAUCGGCCAGAAGGGAGAAAAGAUCAAAGAAGUCAGAGAUAAAUUUCCUGAGGUCAUUAUCAAUUUCCCUGACCCGUCGCAGAAGAGUGACAUUGUCCAGCUGAGAGGGCCGAAGAACGAGGUGGAGAAAUGUGCCAAAUUCCUCCAGAAAAUCAUCGCUGACCUGAUUGAGAACAGCUUCUCACUCUCUGUUCCCAUCUUCAAGCAGUUUCACAAAAACAUCAUUGGUAAGGGUGGCGCCAACAUCAAAAAGAUCCGUGAAGAGACCAACACUAAGAUCGACCUCCCGACAGAGAACAGUAACUCAGAGAUGAUCGUCAUCACAGGCAAAAAGAGCAACUGUGAGGCGGCCAGAGAGCGAAUCCUCGCCAUCCAGAGAGAACUGGCAAACAUCAAAGAGGCGGAGGUCGCUAUCCCAGCCAAACUGCACAACUCUCUGAUUGGCUCCAAGGGCUGCCUUGUGCGCUCCAUCAUGGAGGACUGCGGUGGCGUCCACAUCCAUUUCCCCGCUGAAGGCUCUGGCUCAGACAAGGUCACAAUCAGAGGGCCAGCUGGAGAAGUGGAGAAGGCCAAGAAACAGCUGCUCCAGCUGGCAGAAGAAAAGCAAAUCAACAACUUCACAGCCGAGCUGCAGGCAAAACCGGAGUACCAUAAAUUCUUAAUUGGCCGCGGUGGGGCAAAUAUCCGCCGUGUGCGGGACAGGACGGGAGCCAGGAUUAUCUUUCCGUCACCAGAUGACACGGAGCAGGAGCUCAUCACCAUUGUGGGGAAGGAGGAGGCUGUUCGUCAGGCUCAGAAGGAGCUGGAAAAUCUGGUCAAAAACCUGGAUGAUGUGGUGGAGGACAGCAUGGUGGUGGACGUCCGCCACCACCGCCACUUUGUAUGUCGGAGAGGCCAGGUGCUGCGGGAGCUGGCCGAGGAGUACGGCGGCGUGGCUGUGAGCUUCCCUCGUACUGGAGCCAACAGUCAGCGGGUCACGCUGAAGGGAGCCAAAGACUGUGUGGAGGCUGCAAAGAAACGCAUCCAAGAGAUCAUCGAGGACCUGGAGUCUCAGGUGAGCGUGGAGGUUGCCAUCCCUCAGCGCUACCACCGCGCUGUGAUGGGGCCCAAAGGCUGCCGCAUACAGCACCUCACCAGGGAGCACGAGGUUCAAAUCAAGUUCCCAGAGAGAGACGACAGCGCUGCAGGUCAGGAGCCUCCACCACAAGAAAAUGGUGAAGUGAGUCCAGAGGCAGAGUUUGUUCCCCGCAAGUGUGACAUCAUCAUCAUCUCUGGGAGGGUAGAGAAGUGUGAGAUGGCCAAAACUGCCUUGCUGGCGCUGGUGCCCAUAACCGAGGACGUGGAGGUGUCUUAUGAGCUGCAUCGCUACAUCAUUGGUCAGAAGGGGAGUGGAAUCAGGAAGAUGAUGGAGGAGUAUGAGGUGAACAUCUGGGUGCCGCAGCCUGAGAAGCAGCUGGACGUGAUCAAGGUGACGGGGCUGGCGGCAAACGUGGAGCGAGCCAAACACGGUCUGCUGGAGCGGGUGAAAGAACUCCAGGCUGAGCAGGAGGACAGAGCUCUGCGCAGCUUCAAGGUGACCAUGUCUGUAGAUCCCAAGUUUCAUCCCAAGAUCAUCGGUCGUAAAGGAGCCGUGAUCUCCCAAAUCAGAAAAGACCACGACGUCAGCAUCCAGUUCCCCGACAAAGGAGACGAGCAGCAGGAUGUGAUCGUGAUCUCGGGGUACGAGCGAAACGUGGACGAGGCGCGUCAGUCCAUCCAGCAGCUGGUGGCUGAGUUACAGGAGAUGGUGAGCCAAGACGUUCACCUGGACCCGAGGACCCACGCUCGCAUCAUCGGAGCCCGCGGCAAAGCCAUCCGCAAACUGAUGGAGGAGUUCAAGGUGGAUAUCCGGUUUCCUCAGCCUGGUUCAGAUGAACCCGACAAAGUGACCGUGACGGGUCUUCCCGAGACUGUCGACAACGCCAUCGACCACCUGCUCAACCUGGAGGAAGAAUAUAUGCUCAGUGUGACGGAGACGGAGACGUUGGCCGCUUACAUGAAGCCCCCGUCUCGCUACGGAGGAGGAGCGGGCGGAGCGGACGACAGCAGUGGAGGUCCAGCUAAGGGCUUUGUGGUGCGGGACGCCCCCUGGAACGCAGCAGGGACCAAGGCUCCUGACAUGAGCAGCGCGGAGGAUUUCCCCACAUUCGGAACCAGCGUGGCCCCGAAACAAGCGUCAGCCUGGGGCCCCAAGAAGUUCUGAAGCUGCUCAUCCGGAGGAAAACAAAAACUUAUGUAAAGUAGAUGAUGAGAGACAAAUCUCUAAUGAAAUUGCUGCUCGCCUUCCUUUCCUCCCUUCCUUCCUUCCUCCCUCCCUCCGUAGUGAUCUCCCGUCUCUUUCUCUGUAAAACCACCUUGUUUCCAACCUCCCACAACCAGCCACAAUUAAUUUUUGGGAGAACUAUCCCUUUUUUUUGUCCUUAUCCGUCUCUCUUCUUGGUACCUCUAUGUCCCUCCUCCUUCUUCAGAGGAAGGAAAAAAAGAGAAAAGAACGUUGAAUGCUCCUUUCAUAGUUUUGCUGUUGCGCUCUCUGCCUCUCGGGUUUCACCACUCUUGCGGCUCUUGUUGAAUCAUUCAUAAAGAAAAACCCCCCCCACUAUUUUUCACCCCUGAAGAAUGCAAACAGUCAGCUGAUUAGAGUCGGUCUGACAUGUUGGAAUAUAUGGAGACAGAUGAAGGUGGAUGGAUGUAGGAGAUCUAAGGGCAGCAGCGGUGUGAGUUACUGUUUGAGAACAACAGCGUCCUUUAAGCUUCUUUUCCAGUGAUUUUUUUAUAACGAGGGUUUUUGUUGACUUCACCGUUAAUGUGGUGCAGCAGGUGAGGCAAUGAGCUGUGUGUAUGUAUGUAUGUGUGUGUGCGCGCGCGCGUGUGGGAUCAGGAGAAGUUUUUCACCCACAAGUGUUUGCAGAUCCCUUUUUUUUAAUUCAUUUGAGAGCGGAGACGGCUCCCGACGAGUCUGAAGAUGUUGAAGCGUGUUGUUUUGUAAUGAAGGUCGUUUUUCUCACACCUGUUUUUAUUUAUUUAAACCACAAAAGAAGGAGCCAUUUUAUUUGAACUACUGUGAAUCCUGCGUUUUUUAUAAAAGCACUCUCUGUAGCUAGAUGCUGACGACCUUGUGUUUGGGGCGUGAAUGUUGUACAUGCGGGUUUUAGAACAUGUUAUCUGUUAUGUGUACGUGUACAAAGGACUUUUCACUAUUUUUUUAAACUGUUUUGUUAGUUUCUGGCAUAUUUGGAAGACUGUAUGUUGUAGGUUUGUGUGUGAGUGAGUGAAAGUUAAGAUGUAUAGUUGAAUGAAGCGGAACCAAACUUU